UCUGAUAAUAAGCAUAAAAUAUGACUACAACGGCAUGAAAAACACCAUAGAUCUAGUUCAACAGCGGCAUGAAGAGCACCAUAAAAUUUGUGAAAAGAAAAAGAUGCAUUUGACAAACAUAAAAUUCAUUUGUCAACAGUAUAUACCUGCCUCAAAUUAACCUACUCACCAUUUCCUUCAAUCUAUAUAUGUUUAUUGUCUCAAUUAUUCAAGUAGGCAAAACUAGUUCGAGAAGUGUAGCCGAUCGGACAGUAAGGAUUUUGCAAACUUCGCCCAUGGAUUCGUGUUCUGUUCUCGAGUUGAAUGAAUCCAACCGAAUUCGAGCUUUGGCUUCACUAACCGCGUGAACCUAGCUUGUUCAGUUUAUUCAUUCGAUUGGAGCCUAAGACUAGCCAAUUGUCAAAAUCCCCCACAAAGUUUUUGAACAAAAUUUCUUCCAUUUUGGGAACUUUGUAGUUUGGACCCUGUUCAUUGUUAUACUGCAGAGAAACGAAACCCAGAGAUGGAGGGUCGAGUUUCAGAGCCUGCUCAUGUCAUUGAGGUUGAUGAUGAUGACAGGGCUCUUGCUCAGAAAGGCGGUGGUGGAAGUAGUAAAGUUUGUGAAGGGAGUCCUUGUGGAUUUUCUGAUGGAAAGAAGGGAAGUUCUUCAGAGCGUUCAGUGUCGAUGAAGAAGCUUUGGGUUGGAAUUGUUUUAUGCAUCGUCUUUAUGGCUGUUGAGAUUGUUGGUGGGAUCAAAGCCAACAGCCUAGCGAUUAUGACCGACGCUGCUCAUCUGCUCUCAGAUGUGGCUGCUUUUGGAAUAUCAUUGUUCUCUGUUUGGGCAUCAGGUUGGGAAGCCAACCCCCGCCAAUCAUAUGGGUUUUUCAGGAUCGAAAUACUGGGUGCCUUGGUGUCCAUCCAAAUCAUCUGGCUUCUUGCUGGGAUCCUGGUUUAUGAAGCCAUUUCAAGACUUCUACAUGGAACAGGGGAAGUUGCGGGAUUCCUUAUGUUCUUGGUCUCUGCUUUUGGCUUACUUGUCAACAUCAUCAUGGCUCUGGUGUUAGGCCAUGAUCAUGGUCAUCAUCAUCAUCAUAGCCAUGGUCAUGAGGAUCAUCAUCAUGAUCAUGAUCAUAGUGAACCUCUGCUCCAACAACAACAACAAAAAUCAGGAGGGAUUGUUGCAAAGAGAAAGAAGCGAUUUAACAUAAAUGUUGAAGGCGCUUACCUACAUGUGAUUGGUGAUUCCAUCCAGAGUAUUGGGGUGAUGAUAGGUGGAGCCAUUAUAUGGUACAAACCCGAGUGGAAAUUUGUGGACUUGAUUUGCACCCUUGUUUUCUCUCUAAUCGUAUUGGGCACAACUAUUAACAUGCUGAGGAACAUUCUUGAAGUUCUGAUGGAGAGCACCCCGAGGGAAAUUGAUGCGACCACGCUUAAAAAUGGCCUCUGCCAGAUGGAGGAGGUUGUAGCUAUCCAUGAACUCCACAUUUGGGCAAUUACUGUUGGGAAAGUGUUGUUGGCUUGCCAUGUUAAGAUUACGCCGGAUUCCGAUCCCGAUUUGGUGCUGGACAAGGUUAUUGGCUACAUCAACACAGAGUAUAAUAUUAGUCAUGUCACCAUCCAAAUUGAAAGGGGAGAAUAUGAUUGAUUGAUUGAACCAAUAAAUGUAAUUUUAUCUUCGCUUGCUUCCCAAUGUUGUAAAUUUAUCUACCCCCCAAAAAAAACAAAAAAUGUUGGAAAUUUGUAAUAUCAGGUGCGUGAACUUGAGAAUGAUUCUCUCUUUCAUUUAUCCCAAGUCUUAGUUUUGGCUUUACAUUGAUGGUUUCAUAAAAUUGGCGACAUUUUAAUUAAUUAAUUUAUUUUUUUAAGUUGGUUUUGGGCUUCUUUUUUUUUUUUUUU
Molecule: messenger RNA, 1875 nt
Organism: Oldenlandia corymbosa var. corymbosa
Lineage: Eukaryota; Viridiplantae; Streptophyta; Magnoliopsida; Gentianales; Rubiaceae
Source: the annotation of a GenBank genome assembly